Molecule: messenger RNA, 1855 nt
Organism: Salvia miltiorrhiza (redroot sage)
Lineage: Eukaryota; Viridiplantae; Streptophyta; Magnoliopsida; Lamiales; Lamiaceae
Product: zinc finger BED domain-containing protein RICESLEEPER 2-like
Exons: 3
Coding region: 57-1691 (544 amino acids)
Molecular function (GO): DNA binding; protein dimerization activity
Source: RefSeq, a predicted model, not a curated record
CGGAUGGUAGAUAUGACCAUACGAGGCAGAGAGUGGCCGUUGCUCAUUGGAUUUUGAUGAGUGAACAACCAUUUAAUGCUGUGGAAAAUGAUGGCUAUACUUUCAUGAUGAGUAUCAAUCAACCCCAAUUUCAGAAGAUUUCUCGUGCCACGGUGAAGAAAGAUGUCAUCAAUGUUUAUAACUUGGAGAAGAAAAAAUUGAUGUUGGCAUUGAAAGACAUCAACAAGAUUUCAUUGACCACUGAUAUUUGGAAGUCAAAGGUGCAAAAAAUGUCUUAUAUGUGUGUCACUGGCCACUUAGUUGAUUCACAGUGGCAACUUCAGAAUAGACUUCUCAGCUUCAUACCUCUUCCUCCUCCACAUGGAGGUGUUGAUAUCUAUGAUGGGCUUACAAAGUGUACAAAGGAUUGGGGAAUAGAGCACAAAGUUUUUACCAUCUCUGUGGAUAAUGCCUCGAACAAUGAUGUGGCAAUUCGAAUUGCUAAAGAAACAUUCUCAAGGAGCCGUAAAUCGCCAUUGGAAGGUCAGUUGUUUCAUGUUCGAUGUACUGCACAUACAUUGAAUCUAGUUGUAAAAGAUGGUCUUUUGGAGAUUAACAAAACCAUUGAAGAUGUCAAAAACAGUGUGCGGUUUAUUAAUCAAUCAGAGUCUAGGUUGAACAAAUUCUCUGAUGUUGUGCAUCACUUAGGAAUUCCUGUGAAAAUGUUGAUCAUUGAUUGUCCAACUCGUUGGAAUUCUACAUAUGAGAUGUUACUUGAGGCAUAUAGAGUUAAAGAUGCAUUUCCCAUUUUUGCACAAAGAGAGCCUUCGUAUAAUUAUUGUCUUAGCCUUGAUGAUUGGAUGAAAGUGAAGGAUGUUCUUGACAUUUUAGAGGUUUUUUAUGAAGCUACUCAUGUGAUUUCUGGAGUUGAUUAUCCUACCUCUAAUGUCUAUCUUGCUGUCAUUUGGACAGUCAAGCAUGUAUUGAAUGAAAAGGAAAAUCAUGUUGAUGAGUUUAUUAGAGUGAUGAUUAAAAAGAUGAAGGAGAAAUUUGAUAAGUAUUGGGGAAAUUGCAAUCUUUUGAUGGCUAUUGGAUCAAUACUUGACCCUAGGUUCAAAAUGAGGUUGGUUGAUUUUGCUUUCAAUAAGAUAUAUAACGAGGUUGAAGCUCGCACAAAUAUUAUGAAGGUUCAAGAUGCAUUAUAUAACUUGUACUUUAAGUAUGCUCAAGUUGAUAAUGCAAGGUCUCGAAAGACCAUCACCUCUGAAAGAUGUUCUUCUACAUGUGGAAACUCCUCAUCUCAAGAAAAAUUAGUGCCUAGUGGUUUGUCUAUGUUUGAUGAGUAUUUAGACACUGUUGAGGUGAAUGGUCCUUCGAAGUCGGAGUUGGACAUUUACUUGGAUGAAAGGGUUGUUAGAAGUCAAGAUGUGGAUGGAGCCUCUGAGUUUGAUGCCUUAGCUUGGUGGAAAUCUCAAGAAUUGAAGUUUAAGAUUUUAUCCACUUUAGCUCGUGAUGUUUUGGCUAUUCCCAUUAGUACUGUUGCAUCAGAGGCCACAUUCAGUGCAGGAAGUCGAGUGUUAGAUCCUUACCGUUCAAGGUUAGAUUCUGAUAUGGUGGAAGUUUUAAUUUGUGGAGCAGAUUGGGUUCGCCAUCUUCAUGGAGUCAAGAAGGAGGAAGAAGAACCUUUCCAUGUGAUGUUGAACUCCACUUAGUUUACAAGCUUGGUGGAAGAUUGGAUGUUUGACAAUUAUUCUAUUGAAAUGUUGUUUUGAUAAAUUUUAAACUUAUCUUUAUUUAUGCAUUUGAUGAAUUGCAAACUUUUGAAUGUUAUGGUGUGUAUUGAGAAUUUAAACAGUGGAAUCAUCAAAUGGGCUUU